Salvia splendens (bonfire salvia) is the source of this 1001-nucleotide messenger RNA. RefSeq names its product glucan endo-1,3-beta-glucosidase 4-like. The transcript is spliced from 3 exons. NCBI's taxonomy places the organism in Eukaryota, Viridiplantae, Streptophyta, Magnoliopsida, Lamiales, Lamiaceae. Bases 436 to 792 code for a protein of 118 amino acids. The record is from RefSeq and is a predicted model, not a curated record.
CUCAGACUUGUAAUGAAUAUGAUAUAAGAUCUUUGGUCAUAGGAAAUAUCAUAUGAGGAUAAUGAAGGAGCAUUGAUUGUUUUGAGUGAAAUUUUUUAUAGUAGAAAAUCUGGAUGGCGCCCGUUACCGAGGUCAACUAUACCAGCUAAGCAUAUUUACUCUAUGUUAUUUAUAGUAUCAUGUUUAAAUUAUUACAUAGGGUUAGUUGCUUCAUAGUAAUAAUGCCUGUGAAGAAAGAAUCCGUUGCUUUGUAUAUUUGUAUGUUAAUAUUUUGAUGAUGAUUGGGGGACAAGAUUGGGAUUUCCAAAAGUAGAUCGCAUCUCAGUCCUGUUUCGGUGUUUAAAUAUUUCCAUCUUGAUUUGAUAACACACCUCCACACACAAUCACUCUCUGCAUUCUCAUAAUUUGCAGGUUUCUAAACAAGCUUGGACGACCAUGGCGACAAUCUUAUCCAACGUGCUAGUUGUGAUCAUCUUGUUAUUGCGGCUUUCCAUAUGUUCAGAUGCACAGUUUGAGGACUACUGCAUAGCGGACGAGCAAUACAGGGAUGAUGAGCUGAUGUACGCAAUGAAGUGGGCAUGCAGCAACGGGGCAGACUGCAGCGCUCUUGAAGAGCAUAAGCCGUGCUUCUUCCCCAACACCACCAAGGACCACGCCUCUUACGCAUUCAACAGCUACUAUCAGAAUACCAAACACAUUGGAGGCAGCUGCUACUUCAUCGCUGCUGCACUUUUGACCGCUCUUAAUCCAAGUCAUGACUCGUGUGUAUUCGAGUAUAUCCCGUACCCGUAAAUUGGAUUGCAGCUUCCGGACGUGGUGCUCAAAGUAGCAGCUCUUGCUCUUGCUCUCCAUCAAGGCCGGUCUUUAGGGGUUUCCAUUUCUUUUCUUCUUCCGUAGUUUGUAUUUACUAUCUUUAUAGUUUUUCAGAUUAAGUUGAUGAUUUACCAUUCACAAAUAAACAAAAUGCUUGAUUAAAUAUUUGAAAUUCUUUUUCUUCAAGA